AUGGUGGCGAAGAAGCCUGCUGCGUGUCGAGCUGAGAUCCCGCCGAUGCUAUCCCAGGAACAGCGAGAUGCAGUACUCUAUACACCGCAAUACAUUGAGGAGUUCCUCACGGAAUUUUCGUGGCUCAAAGAAAAGGAACUGGCGCUCCAGUGCUUGUUUGAUGGAGAGUUCGACGUGCCAAAGGCUGUGGGGCUGCUGCACACUGCACGCCGAGAGAGCUACAAAGCGCGACGUGAUCAAGACAAACGCCUACCAUUUAAAGUAUUAAAGAAGGCUAUAGCGACACACGGCAAGAAGUUUCACCUCGUGAAGGUGCGUGCGGCAAUAAUUAGAAAGGUCUAUAUCGUUCAGUCAUGA
This is a messenger RNA of Phytophthora infestans T30-4, 357 nucleotides long. RefSeq lists its product as uncharacterized. The coding region runs from base 1 to 357 and encodes 118 amino acids. NCBI's taxonomy places the organism in Eukaryota, Oomycota, Peronosporomycetes, Peronosporales, Peronosporaceae. The record is from RefSeq and is a predicted model, not a curated record. The transcript is spliced from 3 exons.